AUGCAACAGCAACUACAGCAACAAAAGCAACAACGAGAGGAAGAAGAAGAGAAGGUGCAUACCGUGAUGGACGCGGUUCAAGUGUCGAAGGCAGAGGGGGAUGCAUCUGAAUAUGGCGAAGCAGAAUCUGCACCUAUAGAUGUACAUUUGGGAGUGAAGGAAGGAAUGGUGCACAGCAGCCGUGCAACGGAGCCCGCGAUGCGUGGAUCGGUUCACCACGCCACAGCGCUGCAGACACCGGUUAUGCGAACACCAUCGCGUCUUCUUCUUCUUCCUCCUCCUCCUCCUCUACGGAACGCCUCGCUAACGAAGAGGUUCCUCCCGUUGCUCCUUACCACCGGUUUGCUGGACACCUGCAUAGAUUCACACCACGCUGAACGGACGCCCUCCUCAUCUACAGAGACGAAUACGCAGUUACGACAGGCUAUUACUGGCAGGCGAACAGACCACCUCACUACCACAAGCUCCUGCCUCAUGAGGAGUGUGAAGGUAGCGGAUCCGAGCAACAGCCGCAUGCACAACUUCUUGGAUUGGCCACGAUAUGCGCACACUCAGCCACCCACUGGCCAGACCAUUGCAAAUUCCAGACAUGCUUCACCUUAA
Messenger RNA from Hydatigera taeniaeformis, 603 nucleotides. The record is from the annotation of a GenBank genome assembly. Lineage: Eukaryota; Metazoa; Platyhelminthes; Cestoda; Cyclophyllidea; Taeniidae.